Molecule: messenger RNA, 986 nt
Organism: Moneuplotes crassus
Lineage: Eukaryota; Ciliophora; Spirotrichea; Euplotida; Euplotidae
Source: the annotation of a GenBank genome assembly
ACCCAAUCUUCAAAAAUCAAAAUCAGGAUCAGUCACCUUCAGUAACAUCUUAAAAAUGUGCAAAAAUUCAAAUGACUCCCAAAACCCCCACAACCCUCUCCUCUCCCCCAAGUACAACGAAGAGGAUCUCAAGGCUGAACUCAAUGCUUACCUCGCCCACACCGAAAAGACUAUAUUCGUCACAAAAUCUUCCAAAUAACCCAAGUUCCUACCUAAACAAUAAGGACUCUGAGCUUGGUUCUGAAUCUGAGAUCGAUAAGCUUACUAGAAGGAACACCCGCAAGAAUACACAUUUAAAUGGGAUAAGCAAAUAAGGAAGCCUGAACUAAACGAGAAACCAGAACUGAGAAAUAUGUCAGAUUUGAGGUCCCUCGAUCAAGAAGUCUUGAUUUGGAGAGUUCAGAUGGCCAUGGAAACGAGUCUGAAGGAGUCAGACUUGAUUUGUAUAGUCAUUAUAGCAAAUAGGUAUAAUGGGUAUGAGACUGAACCUCAUGACAAUUGUUCACAAAUGGAUACAGAGCGAAAUUAUUCUAGUGUAUCGAAGUACCAAAGUGUCAAAGAACCUAAAAGAUGCCAUUCUUUCCAAGGAUGCUUUAAUAAUACAGCUUUUACUAAUGAAUCUGUCAGAAUGAAAGACAUCAAGAGCAACAUGAGUUAUGUCGAUGGAAAGUCAAAGAAUAGGAACAAAAGCAUUUUAAUAGGUAGCAAUCACACAGAUAAUGGCUCUCAUGCCUCCUGUGUACCUCCAGUAAUAUCUUCUUUAGCGAAGACUGCUCCUGUAGAUACUGAAAAGAGGUUUAUCUUGGAAAUAUCAACCUUCAACCUUGUUCUGUCAAUAAUUCUUCUGUUAUUAAUUGCCAUACAGUUACUGAAUAUUUUUGGAUCAAAACUAAAUGGAGAAGUCUGAAAUGGCCAGUAAUGUGUCAAAACUCCAUGGCAAAAUUCCUGAAAAUAUUGAGAAAAAUAGUCGCAAAUUCAAUUUGGUC